Molecule: messenger RNA, 2857 nt
Organism: Argentina anserina (silverweed cinquefoil)
Lineage: Eukaryota; Viridiplantae; Streptophyta; Magnoliopsida; Rosales; Rosaceae
Product: FRIGIDA-like protein 5
Exons: 3
Coding region: 1-2502 (833 amino acids)
Source: RefSeq, a predicted model, not a curated record
AUGGAGGAGCCUACGGCGGCGGAAUUGUCGGAAUUGGAGGCGAAGCAGAGGAGGCUCGGCGCGGCGUUCGAGUCGUUGAGUGCACAUGCGUCGUCGAUUCUUCAGUUCACGGUGGAGUGGAAGGAGCUCGAGGAUUACUUCGAGUCGACCCGGAGCGCGCUCAAGGCCCGGCUCCAGCAGCUUCAGGAUCGGGAGAAGGAGGCGGCGGAGAUGCAGGCGAGGCUGACGGCGGAGGUGGAGAGGAGGCGGAAGGAAGCGGAGGAAGGGGAGGGGUAUUUGGAGUCGGUGAAGGCUUUGAUAAAGGAGAAUGAUGAGGAGCUUAGGGUUAGGGAGGAGAGGUAUGAGGGAUUGGUGAGGCUGAUUAGGGAGAAAGAGAGGGAGGUGGAGGAGAAGAGUAGGAAGUUGAAUUGUGUGGAGAAGAAGAUAGAGGUGAAGGUGAAGGAGGUUGAAGAGGUUGAGGUGAAGAAAGAUGAGAUGGUGAAGGUGGUGAAGGAAUUGGAGGGGAAAGAGGACAAGGUGGAGAAGCUGAUUGUGGAGAGGAAGAAGAAGCUGAGUGGUGUGAGGGGGGUGAUUGAGGAGAGGAGGAAGGAGCUCGAGUCGAUGAAAGAGGAGGUGGUGAAGGUGGAGAGGAAGUUGAGGGGGAAGGAGGAGAGGCUGAGGUUGGUGGAGGAGUCGAUGGCGGAGAGGGAGAAGGAGCUGAGUGGUGUGAGGAGGGAAGUUGAGGAGAGGAGGAAGGAGGCUGAGCUGAAGGAGGGUGAGAUGGUGAGGGUGGAGAGGAGGAUUGAAGAAUGUGAGAGGGAGUUGAAGGAGAAAGAGGAGAGAAAGAAGGAGGUUGAGGAUUCGAUAGGGGAAUGCUGUAGAGUGCUUGAGUCGAAAGAGGAGAUGGUUCGUGUGGCGGAUGAGAAAGGGAGGGAGUUUUGUUUGUUGAAGAGAUCAAUGGAGGAGUGGGGUUGUAAGGUUGAAGUGAAGGAGAGGGAGCUUGAGGGGUUGGCUGCUAAGUUAGAAUUGAAAGAGAGAGAGGUGGGAUUGAAGGUUGAGGAGCUUGGUUUGAUUCGAAAUGAGGUUCAGUUGAAUGAGGAGCGUUUAAUUUCACUUGAGAAAUCAUUGCGAGAAUGGGAGAAGGAUCUGCAUUCGUUGCAGAAGUCGGUAGAGGAAUGCUCCCGGGGGAGUGUGAUCACUAGGGAUGGAAGAGGAUUGCAGCAUUUUAUGGACGAUCAUCUGAAGAGAAUUGACUCCUUGGGGACUGACCUCUCGGCUAUACUCAAAGAGUCUUCAGACCCGGGGAAAUUGGUUUUGGAUGCAAUGCAGGGGUUUUACCCUGAAAAGAGGGAGUCGGCUUUCGAAUUGAGAGUCAGAAGAAGAAGUUGUUGCUUAUUGUUAGAGGAGUUGAUGAGGAUGUCCCCACAAAUGAAUCUUCAAGUGAAAGAGGAGGCAACGAAGCUGGCUGCUAAUUGGAAAGCCAAGAUGAAAGUGGCCAGUGACAAGGACUUGGAAGUUUUGGGUUUCUUGUGGCUUGUUGCAGCAUAUGGCGUAACUUCCUACGGUACAAAGGAGAUUAAAAGGCUUAUAUCUAAUGUUUCCCAUGGUCUACAAGCAGCACAAAUAGGCCGGGCCCUCGGUAUUACAGAGCUUGAUGACUUUAUUCCGAGACUAGUAGAAGAGAAGCAACUCUUUCAGGCUCUUGGAUUUGUCUUUAAGUUCAAGUUACUUGACAAGUUCACUCCAGUACGAGUCUUAAAAGACUAUCUGAAGGAUGUGAGUUUGUCGGAAACUUUAAAGAGAAAGAAAUCGGUUGAUGAAAAGGUUGAGUUUAUAGACAGCCAAAUAGCUGAUCUUAAAGCUGUGCUUCAAUGCAUCAGAGAAUACAACCUUGAGUCUGAAUACCCGUCCAAGGAAAUUGAAGUACAAAUAGGUGAGCUGAAAAAACUAAAGGACAUUUGUAGAGGUCCGGAGAACUGUCUUGCCUCUGUCACUAGACAACAAGCGCAGAGCCGAGGGAAGAAACGUAGUAGCAGCACUUCCCCCGCGGUUCAACCAGGGCAACAGAAAAAUAAAUUCCAUCAGACAGCUGAAGCAUCUCCUACUUCCUAUAAAUCACCAAGAUUCACCCCUGUGCAUCUGCACUCAACAGUCUCAAGACUAUCACCGUCUUUGGCUUUGGCGUAUGGAAAUAACUUACAAGGUGGGCAGGUUGGUGAUAUGGCUUCCAACUCUAGUGAAGUUGUUAGAUCUUCAUCUCUGGGGUAUAGAAACCAUGGACAGCCUGGGCAAGUUGGUAAUGCGGCUGCAAACUCUGUUGAAUUUGAUAGAUCUUCAUCUUUGGUGAGUGGAAUUCAUGGACAGCGUGGGCAGUUAGAUCAUAUGGCUGCCAACUUAGCUGAAGUCAAUCCCCAUUUUGGUACCAUAGAUGAAGUUGAUCCUCAUUUCCGGGCACCCAAUCUUUCUAACCCUUAUCAGUUGAGGGAUUUCACUCCCUUCCCUGCCCGAUAUGGCCCUUACUAAACCUAGAAUUAACCUGCAAGACAUGCUGAUCAUGAAGGGCUAGGGUACAUUGCAGCUCCAAAACCCAGCCCAGAGCACGUUGCUAAUUUCGACCAUAGUCACCCUUGAAGCGCCAGUAAUCUCACAAAUUUGCCAAGUAGCACAGCUUCUUUCUUCAGUAACAUAACUUUCGGUUUGUAGGAGAAGUAUCUGCUGUGGCCAAUGUCAUUCUCCAAGUCAAUUGGAGUAUUUUGUAACAGUAUUACAUGUUAAUACUUAAUAGGCUCGUCUGGGUUGUUGUAUGAUAAUGGCGAGUGCUGAGAGUGUUUAGGUCGAUUACAAUGUAUAGUAAUUGAAGUUUAGAGUUCUGACGCCA